UGAGACCCGGAAGUGUGAGCGCUGCAGUGACAAGAACGGAGGAGAAAGUGAGAUAAAACGUUUUUCAAAGAUGCACCGGUCCAAAGGAGAGGAAGAGGAUUAUUGGAACAGUUCUCAGUUCAAGGCCUUCACCUUUGAUGAUGAUGAAGAUGAUUUCACCAAGCUCAGAGAGUCUCGUUUGGCUGUGAACAGCAUCAAACUCACAGACGACGAUGAAGACGACGUGGAGAAAGUCAACUGGAGUGGAGAACCUGUGGGGAGUAUCUCCUGGUUGGUCGGGGAGACGUCAGCCUUAUCCAAUCAGAAGACAGACUUCCCCAAAGUGAGCUCAGAGUCCAGUUUAAACAAGAGUGGGUCUGGACUGUCCCUCAGUGCCCUGUUCAGAGGUAAAUCCAGCAGGGGGAGCUACCCAAACUUCAGUGACUCCGUCUCAGAACCCUCAUCUCGACUGUUCGCACCGGAGCUCAGGAGGCCGCGUGCCGACUAUAAGGACUUCGUGGGGGACUUGUCUCCAGAGGAAAUGGUGCAGAGACUCCAACAGGGAAAGAGUGUGGGGAUGGAGAGGUUUCGGUCUCUUCAGGACAAAAUGCUGCUGUUGGACUUUGCUGUAAAUGGGAACGACGGAAACGCCAUCACCGCGGUCCUGAUCUUCCUAAAGAGGACGCUCUCCAAAGAGGUCUUGUUCCGGGAGCUGGAGUCUAGGCAGACAGCUCUGAGACACUUCAUCCACUUCCUCACCGAGACUCACGAACAGAGACUCCUCCUGGACCUGCUCAGAGCUCUGGGUAGAGUGGAGGACGCUGCUUUGCUGCAGUACAAAGAACACCUGGCCAUCAGUGAUGAGAACAAGAAGCGUGACUUCCUCAAGUCCUGCAUCAGUUUGCCAUUUUCUCUGGAGGAUGCUGCUCUAGUUCAGGAUCACUUCACUCUGUUGGAACGACAGAUCAUCAUCGAGGCAGCGGACAGUCAGGCAGAAAAGAGUGGGAAAGUGGAAGUUUUCCAGAACUUUCCAAGAAAAGCUUCAAUCCUGAACAUGCCCAUGAUCACCACUCUGUAUUACUGCGUGUACUACCACUACUGUGAGCCCGAGGGCACGUACAGCAGUCCUUCAAACCUACGACAGACCUUUAAGAUCUCUGAUAAACAGUUCUUCGUCACCUGUCUCUCCGCUCUCUCAAAGCUCCGCUCUUGGACAGAUGUAGACUCUCUGUUUCAGUCUCGUUCUUGGCUCGGCUUCAGUCGGAAAAAGUCUCCUCUGAGCUUUAGCCGUGUGGUUGAUGUGCUUCACAAGAACUCCGCCCCCACUCACGUCCUGGCUCAGUACGUGGCUCUGGUGGAGGACUCAGAGCUGCGUUUGUCUCUGGCCCAAAAACACAAGUGUCAUGACAUCGUCAUCAACACGUUUCGGGACCUGAAGGACCGGCAGAUGCUGGUUCAGUACCAGACCAAAGUGGACCCAGGAUCAAAUGAAGACUGCAAGAUCAAAGACCUGCUCAACAACUCUCAGAUCCGGUGGAAGAACUGAAGCUUUAAAAGUUUUGUGUCAAAUGUGAAAUAAAGAAAUGGACUGACAAGAGCCCCGCCCGAGUGGGGUGUUAUUGACUCUUUCAAAUUCUAGAAUGUAAUGAUGACAGAUUUCCCUAUUGAUACUUUGCAGCUGAUGUCAUCAACAUUCCCUGGGGGUGUGAUGCUAGCUAUAGGCACUGUUCUGUCUGAAGCUCUGUUACUCAAGUUAAUUAAGACUUCAAUCUGAGCUUUGUUUGAACGCAAUCUGACCAUAAAGAACUGAUUUAGCUGGAACUACAACAGGUGAGCAGAUUUGUGCUGUUAAACAAGUCCCUCUUAAAUAACAUUACAGUCACAAGCUAGUAUUAGUUAACAGUUUUUCAGUUAGUCACACUCACCUUUUUGAUGAAAAUCAGACACCUAAACAGGACCAUGGACGCUUGUAUUGAUCACAGGCUCCUAAAAAUGUGUCAUUUAAAUCCAUUUUGUAUUCUAGAGUUUUCAGACUUUCAUCUAAAAACGUUUUUGAAGUUUUUUCUAACGUAUGCAUUAUGUCACUGUGGUAACUGCAGAACAAUCCACAUAUAAAUGUACAUGGAGAACACUCCCCACCUGAUGUCACUGCAAAGUAUCAAUUAGUCACAUUGUAAUUUACCAUGAAAUGAAAUUCCCAAAAUCUAAAUACAUAAAUGUUGAACCUGAUCAUUUCUAUUAGUGAAUAGAUCCAAGAACUCAGUUCACUACAACACAAAUGUGCAUUUAAGCAAUAUUCCUUUUAGCGGCCACCAUCUGUACUACUAAGUAUGAUUGGCCUGUGGAAUGUUGGGGGUGAUGUCUGAAACCCAAUGGUUCACCUGAGAUUAAAAAAUUCAAAUAAAAACAUUUCCCAGUUUAAAAUUCUAAAACACUGAUUAUGGAACAUUGUCAGAAGCCUUGACCAAUCAGACAUCAGCGUGGGAGAGAAAGGUUCAGAGGUCACGUGGGUUGUCCCUACAUCACACAGAGGUCACGUAGAGGUCACACGGGUCAGAGGUGAGAAGACCUUUUGGUGGAUGAACCUGGAGAACAUGGCGAAGAUGGUGGCCUAACCCCUGAGGCUGGUGGAAGUAUUAGAAUGCAGAUUAUGUUUUGCCAUUACUGACCUUAUUAUAAAUAAGAAUAUCCUAAUAAUUGAUGGUUCUCUGUCAGACGCAGUUUAAUAUGUAUGUGAAAUCUAAACUAUGUGGUGGUGUGCUGAGCACAGAUUGUGCACUGUACACUUGUUAAUACCGUCUAUGGUGCUGAGCAUUGUCACUACAGCUGCUGCUUCUCCACAAAACUUUGACUUCUACAGUGGAAACCUUUUAGCAUCUUCAGUUUUUCAGAUAAAAUCACCUUUUUGGAUGCAAGCGUUUUUGUUCAUAUUUGAUUGAUUUUGAACAGUGAAUCAUUUAAACCUGACUGAGGAGUGUAUUCUUCUGUUUUGUUCAUAAUAAAAACAAGAUUUUUAUCAU
Molecule: messenger RNA, 2999 nt
Organism: Periophthalmus magnuspinnatus
Lineage: Eukaryota; Metazoa; Chordata; Actinopteri; Gobiiformes; Gobiidae
Gene: vipas39
Product: VPS33B interacting protein, apical-basolateral polarity regulator, spe-39 homolog
Exons: 19
Coding region: 71-1525 (484 amino acids)
Biological process (GO): vacuolar transport; intracellular protein transport
Cellular component (GO): cytoplasm
Source: RefSeq, a predicted model, not a curated record